Thlaspi arvense is the source of this 925-nucleotide messenger RNA. NCBI's taxonomy places the organism in Eukaryota, Viridiplantae, Streptophyta, Magnoliopsida, Brassicales, Brassicaceae. The record is from the annotation of a GenBank genome assembly.
AUAGGAUGAAAAAUUAGUUGGAUGGGUUGCUCCAAAACAGUUAAUGCAAUUACUAUCUCACUUGGGCUUUUCUAGUUUCUCUAUAAAUAGAAACGUUCCUUGAGAAGCUUAUUAUCAUAAACAAAUUCCCUCAUCAAGUCAUAUACUUAAAUAAUAAUAAUAAUAAAGUUUGUUUAAUUAGAAGAUGGGAUUGAGUGGUGCUCUUCAUGUGGAGGUUGAGGUUAAGUCUCCGGCUGAAAAUUUCUGGCUAGCCCUCGGCGAUGGCGUCAAUCUCCUUCCAAGAGAGUUUCCUAAGGACUACAAAACCAUCCAAAUUCUUGCAGGCGAUGGCAACGCUCCUGGCUCCAUUCGCCUCAUUACUUAUGGAGAAGGAUCUCCACUGGUGAAGAUAUCGGCAGAGAGGAUCGAAUCCGUGGAUUUGGAGAAGAGAAGCAUGACGUACAGCAUCAUCGGUGGCGAAAUGUUGGAAUACUACAAAACCUUCAAAGGAACUAUCACCAUUACGCCUAAGGACGGUGGCAGUAUUUUGAAAUGGUCCGCUGAGUUUGAGAAGAGUGGCCAUGAGAUCGACGACCCACACGUCAUCAAGGACUUUGCUGUCAAGAACUUCAAAGAGAUCGAUGAGUAUCUCCUGAAGCAAUCUAGCGUCUGAAACUAGCAUCUUCAAUAAAUAUUUAAGAUGGUUCGAAUAUCAUCUAUGAAGUUUUAUCGUAUUAAGAAGUUAAAUAAAGUGGAACCUCCUUUUGAAUUAUCUACUCUUUAUAAAUUUAUUGGAGAAAUAUGAACUUGUCUUUCAAGAUACGUAUAUGCAUAAUAUAGCUCGGUGGUGCAUCAUUUGACCCACGAUUUAGACAAUGCAACAGAGGUUUCUGAGAAGAGGUUUUCAUGAAUAUCACACCUAUGCAUUGCCUCAAAUGAUUCAUCG